This is a messenger RNA of Cornus florida, 1504 nucleotides long. Its product is annotated as telomere repeat-binding factor 1-like. Gene Ontology annotation, cellular component: nucleosome. The transcript is spliced from 7 exons. Gene Ontology annotation, biological process: nucleosome assembly. NCBI's taxonomy places the organism in Eukaryota, Viridiplantae, Streptophyta, Magnoliopsida, Cornales, Cornaceae. Bases 141 to 1040 code for a protein of 299 amino acids. Gene Ontology annotation, molecular function: double-stranded telomeric DNA binding. The record is from RefSeq and is a predicted model, not a curated record.
CAUACGUUUUUGUAUGAUACAUGCACAUAUUUAGAACACCUAUAUAUACAUAUUUUCACACACAGGGACCUUCAAAUUCUCCGCAGCUUCAAGCACAGAACAAAUUCAAAUCUUUACCUGGUUUCUGAGGGUCCUUUUUGAUGGGUGCUCCUAAGCAAAAAUGGACACCAGAAGAAGAAGCAGCUCUUAGAGCUGGAGUUGUUAAGCAUGGGGCAGGCAAGUGGCGUACGAUACUGAAAGAUCCAGAAUUUAGUGGUGUCUUGUAUCUACGGUCAAAUGUAGAUCUCAAGGACAAGUGGAGAAAUAUGAGUGUAAUGGCAAAUGGAUGGGGUUCUCGAGAGAAGGCGAGGCUAGCACUUAAAAGGCUGCAUCAGGCCCCUAAACAGGAAGAGAACCAUAUGGCUCUUACUAAAGUAGUUCAAAGCGAUGAAGAAAUUGUUGAUGCCAAGCCUCUUGCAGUAUCUAGUGGGUCUCCACAGAUUGGUGGUCCAAAAAGAUCAAUCGUAAGGUUGGACAAUCUUAUAAUGGAGGCUAUAAACAACUUGAAGGAGCCUGGUGGUUCUAAUAAGACAACUAUUGCAACAUACAUUGAGGAACAGUAUUGGGCACCUCCAAAUUUUAAAAGAUUGCUGUCAGCAAAAUUGAAGUUUUUGACUGCAAGUGGGAAACUGAUCAAGAUGAAACGCAAGUAUAGAAUUGCGCCACCUUUGUCAUCUGACAAAAGAAGAAAUCCUCCCAUGUUACUCUUGGAGGGAAAACAUAGGGCUUCUCCUAGAGUUGACAAGGAUGAUAUCAAUAUUCUGACUAAAUCUCAGAUUGAUUUAGAACUGGCCAAGAUGAGGAGUAUGACUCCACAAGAGGCUGCUGCAGCUGCUGCUCAAGCAGUUGCAGAGGCAGAAGCCGCUAUAGCAGAAGCUGAAGAAGCAGCAAGGGAAGCAGAGUUAGCAGAAGCUGAUGCAGAAGCGGCACAAGCUUUUGCAGAAGCGGCAAUGAAGACACUGAACGGAAGAAGCACCCCGAGGAUGAUGAUUCGUGCGUGAUGGAAAUUCACAAAAUGUGCUAUCAGGAUAGAUGCAUUAGAGCAAUUUCUGAUCAGCAUCCGGAUAGAUAUAUGUAUGUCUUCUGCCUGCUUUGCCUGUGGUUGUUGUAUAUAUUGCAAGGCCUUUCUGGCCGGUAAAAUUCAGUUUGUUCCUGUACCAGCGUCAAUCAGUAGACUCCGGAAACAGCUCUUUCAUCGGCAGCUUUCGCAUAUUUUUCUGGAAACUUCUGCUUCAGAGAUGAUAUCCGUUGCGUUUGUCAGUAACUUUAAGAACUGCCUGAACACAGAAACUAGGAGGUACAAAGAAACGAUAAAAGUUGGAUUUGCUUAGGACGAUCAUCAUGCAGUGCUCCAUGGCCAUGUAUUUUUGGAACUUUCGAGACACAUGUUUUGUAACGGUACCUUUAGGGUACUUGUAUUUCCAAGUGCUAUUUAUCUAGAAUGUGGUUUAUCCUGUUGUUCAAA